Porites evermanni is the source of this 2279-nucleotide messenger RNA. Lineage: Eukaryota; Metazoa; Cnidaria; Anthozoa; Scleractinia; Poritidae. The record is from the annotation of a GenBank genome assembly.
UUUAAGGGCAAUGUUCCCGUUGUUCGAUGUGAAAAUGGCUGUUGCGAGGACAGUCCUUGCCUGAAUGGAGGAACGUGUCACGAGACCUGUGACAUCAUCGGCAAACGUUUCACGUGUGAAUGCGGUCCGUAUGCUACAGGGAACCUCUGUGAAACUGGUACAGCACUAGAUUUAAGUUUCCUUCUCUUUUCGUUCUUUGUCAAUUUAAGUGAGUGUUACCUUAAAAUCAGAUCACAGUCUUAAUAUAUUGAGUGGAAAUGACUGAGAAAAACAACAAUCAACUUACUUACUUACUUAGGCCGGGUGAUCAUCACUUAAGCCGGGUGAUCAUCCCGAGUCGUCCUAAUAUAAAAAUCUUUCCACACGACCUGAUCUUAUCUCUUUGGUAUUGCCCAGUCCAGUGUCAGCCUUGAUGGUGUCAAUGUAUGUAGUUCUUGGCCACCUCGAUUUGGGUGAACAUGUUGGGGGUUUUUGAAGCGGUCUCUUCAUUGUGAGCAGCACAAUGGCCAGCUAAUCUUAAUCUUCUUGCAUGGAUUGUUUCACUAACUCUUGGGAGGCUCCCGUAUAGCUCCUGAUUGUUGAUAUGUUGUUACCAGUGCACAUUCAGGACCGUUCGCAGCAUUCUGGUGUAGCAUCAAUCGACACUUUUCUCCAGCUACUUGGUCUCGGUCCACGUUAGCCUGAGUAUCAGGCCUUCCUAAGGGGCUAGGGAAGCCUUUUCCACCAGAACCGCCUGAUACUCAGACUAGGUCCACGUUUCACUUCCAUAGAGUAAGACAGACUCCACACUUGUUCUAAAAAGUCUGAACUUCUUUGCUCGUGGCUGCUUUGAGGUCCACACUUUUCUCAUUCCGUUGCAAGCUACCCAAGCUGAAGCUUCAAACGGUACUGUUUAGUGUCGCUUGCUUUAGCUGCGAGAUCUAAAAAUGCAAGCGCUUCUUUUUCAGACUUCCGCCCCGCCGAUUUGCAACCUCUAAAGGCAAAAAAUGUAAGAUUCUGAAAGAGCCUGGGGAAAGUAGUGCAUGAGAAAUGGGUAAAAAGUCGUGAAAUGUCCCAAAUUUCCUAGUGGAAGGAGUUACAGUGAGGAUUAUGUGUAUUGGAAGUCACAUGCCUCUUUAAAGCUUGAGCGGUAAACAUCAUGAUCAAUUUUUAUGAUUUAGGUUUUGAGAUUUCUAUGUUUAUUGUUGCAGCCAUCUUGAAACAAGAGAAACAGUAAGUCUACACAUUUGUUGGCAGCGGCAAGUCGCGGUAUAUACAUGUAGGCUCAAGAAUGUAAUCAAACGCGACCGCUUAGCGUUUUCUUUGGAUUGAGCUGGCUAUCUAUUGAUAUCUAACUUGGAAACGAACCCUACAGCUCCAAAAUUUUUUUAGUUUGACUUUUCGAGAAAGCGUGAGAAAUCAUUUGCCAACUCGUGAGAGCGUGAGAUAGGUCCUGAAGUCGUGAGUCAUGUACACUGUUUAGGAGAAGACUUGUGCGAAAAUGUGUUCCAUUUUUAGGACAGACGAGCGCAAAAUUGUAUACCCUGUUUAGGACAGAGACGAAAAUAAGCCGCCCUGUCCAGCGGCACAUCUCUGUAUUGGUCACAUAAAGGAGUACCGACCCAGGGACGAACCUUAGCGUCACUCUAGUACUCUGAAACUCAUUUUCCAUUGUGAUAUUCGGUUUAUCACCCGACGAAUGGAACUGAAAAAAAAAGCAAAAAAACUUUUCAUUCGCUUGGGCCUGUCUUUGAUAAUAAACAACUUCUCAAAAUGUCAGUGUGUGGUCGUAAGUUGGUAAUUCUUAUUAUUCCUACUUGAGUGUACCUUGUAUAGCUCAAUAUUUAAAGUAGCUUUUGAGCUUUUACCAUUUGAAUUUUUUUCCUACAGCGAUCUGCUUCACCCCCGACUGGCUUCGCUUUGAAAAUUCAUGUUUCAAAGUUUUCACCGAUAAGCUAACUUGGUUUGACGCACAGAGCUCCUGCGCCCUAAUCAACAGCAACUUAACGUCAAUUCACAGUGCAGAGGAGAACGACUUUGUGCGCAAACUAGUAACGCCUGGUUCGCCCUCUGUAUGGAUUGGUUUCACCGACUUAUAUAGCGAAGAUGACCGCUUUGAAUGGGUUGAUGGCACGUACAAAUCAUUUACAAACUGGCAUUAUGGUGAGCCAAAUAACAUGGGACCUUAUGGAAGCGACGAAAACUGUACGGAGUUUCGUUCUUCAGAUGGAGGUUGGAAUGACUUGAACUGUGCCUACUAUAAUAAAACUUAUGUAUGUGGAAAAAAAUUGAAUCCCUAG